Messenger RNA from Boeremia exigua, 1134 nucleotides. Its product is annotated as isopentenyl-diphosphate delta isomerase-like protein 1. Gene Ontology annotation, biological process: isopentenyl diphosphate biosynthetic process; isoprenoid biosynthetic process. The record is from RefSeq and is a predicted model, not a curated record. The transcript is spliced from 3 exons. Gene Ontology annotation, cellular component: cytoplasm. NCBI's taxonomy places the organism in Eukaryota, Fungi, Ascomycota, Dothideomycetes, Pleosporales, Didymellaceae. Gene Ontology annotation, molecular function: isopentenyl-diphosphate delta-isomerase activity. The coding region runs from base 251 to 1048 and encodes 265 amino acids.
ACCGAUGCCAUCAUUCCACCGAUGCCCUAAAUCCACCGAUGACAAUAAUCAUCCGAUGUUAGUCGUUCACCGUGGGUAUCUCGACUUAGUGAGUUAUGUCCGCGGCUGAUGCCGGGGCACGUGCUCUAGUAUACAGGGUCCUUAGGAAGCGCUUUCCCGCGGCCAGGGGUAUUGUUAUUUUGUCCUUUGCCGUUCGUCCCCACCAACCCCUCAGCUGUCUUGCUUUCUGGCCCUAUAUCAGUUCACAAUCAUGGGCUCUACCGCCACCGUCACCGAAUCGCCUAAAAUCACGGCUGCAAACGUUGCGCAACUGUUUCCCGAAGUCAACACAACUGUCAUUGGGGGGUCGCACGAGUCCGCUCGCGACGACGAUGCGCUUGCUGGCUACGAUGAGGAGCAAAUCAAGCUGAUGGACGAGGUCUGCAUUGUAUUGGACGAUGAUGACAAGCCUAUCGGCAGCGCAAGCAAGAAAGUCUGCCACCUGAUGGAGAACAUCAAUAAAGGACUCCUCCACCGCGCUUUCUCCGUAUUCCUCUUCGACUCCCAGAACCGACUCCUCCUCCAGCAGCGGGCGACCGAGAAGAUCACAUUCCCGGACAUGUGGACGAACACCUGCUGCUCGCAUCCUCUGGGCAUUCCGGGAGAGACUGGCACAACUUUGGAGGAGUCGGUUCAGGGUGUUCGACGUGCGGCAGUCCGCAAGCUUGAUCAGGAACUUGGCAUCAAAGCCUCGCAGGUCCCCAUCGAUGACUUCAAGUUCCUGACUAGGAUACACUACAAGGCGCCAAGUGAUGGCAUGUGGGGUGAGCACGAAGUUGACUACAUUCUCUUCAUCAAAGCCGAUGUUGAUCUGAAUGUCAACCCCAACGAAGCCCGUGACAGCGCCUUCGUCACCCAGGACGAGUUGAAGGCCAUGUUCCAGGACAAGUCGCUCAAAUUUACACCGUGGUUCAAGCUGAUUUGUGAGACGAUGCUAUUCGAAUGGUGGAACCACCUUAAUUCGGGCCUUGAGAAGUACCUUGGGGAGACAGAGAUUCGAAGGAUGUAAAUUGAAGAGUAAUAAAUGAUACCACGAGAGGAAGAGAUGGAUAUUCCUAGCGCAUGAUAGCGGCGCGCAAUACCCCCCGUAGGCUU